CCCACCACAUCUUCCAUCUUCGGUUCCUUGCUCUGCACCGCCUCCUGCUCAUCCAUCUCCCAUGGUGCCCAGCCGAGCAGCCCGUGGAGGCUUCCUCCCACGCCCAGCCCUCUCUACUGAUGGCCGCCGUCCCUGCUCCAGUUCUUGGCCAGGUUUGCACCAGCAGGUCGCCUAGGUCCGCCCGUCUUCGCCAAGCUGACGCCCCUGCCUCUUUUUCCUUGGGCCGCGCCCGGUGCUCCUCCACCAAGCCUGGCCGGCGUGCUCUCCUGGCCGUGGUCGGAUCUAUCUUCCUGCUUCCCCUCCGGUACGUUCUCGCUUUCAGCUCGUCGCGCUGCCCUGGCCUCCAUCCGAGCUCUCCCAGGUCGGAUGGGGAUCCCCUGCGAGCUCCCCUCGACAACCGUCGCUGCCUCCCUCGUCGUGGACUCCGAACGUCGACCUCAUCCCAACCUGCAGCCUCGUCGAAUCUUCGUCCUCGUUGGUUGUCGAUCUCCCUCAGCUGCUCGGCUCUAAUUCUGCCGAUGCGUCGCCUCCAUGGUUGCGGACAUCGUACGGUGCUGGCCUCCGUGUGCGCCAUGUCUUCUCUAGCUCCGUGAGGACGAGCAUCAUGCCCGUGGUCUACAUGGUCGAGGCCCGUCAUCAUUCCGGUGUUUUGGGCAGCUCUGACCAUUGUCGUCGUCCGCGCUGCUGUUGUAGACGUCGAGCCUUGUGCACCACUUGUUCGACAAAAUGCCCAAGCCAAGUGGACAUCACACACAACUUGAGUUCGGUUAGUCCUGGUCAGUGUAUAGUUUAAUCUUCUCGAAAUUAUUUAAUACCAAGCUUAUAUGUGGUGACCUCUAACUCCUCAAUUUCACUAAUUCUUAGUACAAGCAGAUCCCUACUAAUAUCAUUUUGUUGUUAAUAUUUUGUGUGUACGCGUGUGAUUUUUGCGGAGGAGAAACACCUGAGGCAGUUGGGUGGAAAAGAAUAAAGGAAGCUCUCGCGCAUCACACACCUAGCGCUCAACGGAAAGAUUGAGUCGGAAUCGUCGCCGUUUCCGUUGUUGGGUUUAGUAUGGUGAACUCUUUCGCCAUCCUUGUUAGUAGCGUGUAAGGUGGAUGCAUCUGCAUAGUAUGAUUAAAUUGAUUCUUUGAUUGUAUGAUAUGAGUUUUAGGUUUAAAUUGCAAGGUAUGUAUGAAUAUUAUUUGGUAAGCAUGUAAUUAAAAUAAUUUGUGAUGAUACAUGGUAUGGAGUAUGCUUGGACAGGUAUAUGUGUAUGCAUGUUUGGUU
Zea mays is the source of this 1269-nucleotide messenger RNA. RefSeq lists its product as uncharacterized. The record is from RefSeq and is marked validated. The coding region runs from base 120 to 593 and encodes 157 amino acids. The transcript has a single exon. NCBI's taxonomy places the organism in Eukaryota, Viridiplantae, Streptophyta, Magnoliopsida, Poales, Poaceae.